AUGAAUCAACCAGCAAGAGGCUCACGCGUAGUGUUCGUGGGCAACAUCCCUUUUGAAUUAACUGAAGAGCAACUGAUUGACAUUUUCAAAGAAGUCGGCCCUGUCGCUUCAUUUCGUUUGUUAUUCGAUCGUGAAACAGGACGACCGAAGGGAUAUGGAUUUUGCGAGUUCUAUGAUGCUGAAACGGCAGCAAGUGCUGUGCGAAAUUUGAACGACUAUGACAUUGGCGGUCGACAGAUCCGUGUUGAUUAUGCUGCCAUGGAUCCUCACUUGGACAACCAACGACACCACAAACAACAUCAACAGCAGCAGCAGCAGCAACCACCACAACCUCCUAGAUCCGGACCUCCUCCACCGCAGGCACAAGCACCUCAACAGCCACCACCACCCAUGAUGGGACAACCGCCCGGUAUGCCACCAAAGCCGCCGGGAUCUGGUACCUCAGUCGAUGAAAUCUCCAAAGUGUUGGCGUCCAUGAGCUCACAGGAUCUAUUUACAUUAAUGACGCACAUGAAGCAAAUGUCCUUUGAUCGACCAGGCUUUACACGCGAGUUUUUGGGAUCCAAUCCGCAGGUUGCAUACGCAUUAUUCCAAGCAAUGGUAAUGAUGAACAUUGUUGAUCCAAACAUUAUCACGAGAAUUAUGAGCAAUCCAACCGGCGCAACACAGUCGCCAGUUGCUCCACCUUCAGCACCGACACAGCCUGUACCGCAGCCGAUGCAACCGCCUAUGCCUAUGCCUCAGCAGCAACAACCACAACAACCACAACCACUGCCACAACCGCCACAGCAGCAGCAGCAACAACAACACCAACAACCGCAGCAUUUACCACCACAAAUGGCUCCACAGAUGACACCGCAAAUGCCCUUUAUGGCGCCUAUGGGAGGUGCAGCAGCAGCAAUGGGAGCAGCACUUGGUGGAGAUGUCAAAGAGCAGCAAAAGGCAUUGUUGAUGCAAGUAUUACAACUGACGGACGAACAAAUCAAUGCACUUGGUCCAGAGCACAGAGAUCAAAUAAGGCAACUGAAAGCACAGCUUAUGCAACAGCCGAGAUAG
Messenger RNA from Zychaea mexicana, 1056 nucleotides. RefSeq lists its product as uncharacterized. The record is from RefSeq and is a predicted model, not a curated record. Gene Ontology annotation, cellular component: mRNA cleavage and polyadenylation specificity factor complex. Gene Ontology annotation, biological process: mRNA 3'-end processing. Gene Ontology annotation, molecular function: mRNA binding. Lineage: Eukaryota; Fungi; Mucoromycota; Mucoromycetes; Mucorales; Lichtheimiaceae. The transcript has 9 exons. The coding region runs from base 1 to 1056 and encodes 351 amino acids.